Plasmodium yoelii is the source of this 1116-nucleotide messenger RNA. RefSeq names its product DnaJ protein, putative. NCBI's taxonomy places the organism in Eukaryota, Apicomplexa, Aconoidasida, Haemosporida, Plasmodiidae. Gene Ontology annotation, biological process: cristae formation. The coding region runs from base 1 to 1116 and encodes 371 amino acids. The record is from RefSeq and is a predicted model, not a curated record. The transcript has a single exon.
AUGGAAAAUUCGAAUGUAGUUUCAAAUAAGAUGGAGGAAAAAAGUGAGUUUUCAAAUUUAAGUGAAAAUAUUUCAGAAAUAGACAAUAAUUCAAUUUCGAAUUUAAAAUUAAUAAGUCCUGAAAAUAAAAAAUAUCUUAUAAAUAAUUAUAUGGAUAAAAUAAAAUAUAUUAUAUCAAGUAAUAGUAAACCAAAUUAUUAUGAAAUUCUUAAUGUUAAUAUAAAUAGUGAUUAUAAAACUAUUAGAAGAAGCUAUUUAUAUUUAUCAAAGCUUUUAGAAGUUAAUAAGAAACUACCUAGUGAAUAUGAAGAAUGUUAUUCUUUAAUACAAAAAUCAUAUCGAAUUUUAACAGAUAAAUUUGAAAGAUUUUAUUAUGAUGCUUUAAAUAAUUAUAUUAAUGAUAUCGAGAUAGAAAAUCAAAGAAAAAUUCUCGAAAAAGAAGGAGAUUUAAUUUAUGCUAAUAAAAUUGAAGAAUUAAAAGAAAUAUAUAACAAAAAAUUAAAUGAAGAAAAUUUAAAAAAUGGAUUAAUAAUAGAAAAAGCUUUAUUUGGAAAUUUAACUUUAAAAAAAAAAUGUAUAAAUAAUUGUUUAAAUAUACAACCAAUAACUGAAGAACAUAUAAAAGGUCCAUUUUUAGAUUAUACAAUUAUUUUACAAUCAAAAGUUGAAAACAGUUCAUUAUUAUUUAAUGAUGAUUAUUCAUUUGCCUAUUUUUGUGAUAUUCCUAAACCUUUAAUAAAAAUUCCAAGUAAAAAAAUGAAAAAAAAAAAAAAAAAACAAGAAAAUGAUGUUGAUAAUUAUGAAACUAAUAAAUCUUAUGCAGAUAUAUUAGAAGACACUGAAAUGUAUUUAUAUAUAAAAUAUAAAUUUUUAAAUAUAUAUCAUGAAUUAAUAGUUGUUGAUAGAUCAAAUUUUACUAUACCUCAAAGUUCUCAUCGAAUUUUUGGUAAUCUUAUAUCAGGCCCAUUUUCACCUGUUAAUAUUAUAAAAAUGAAGCAUAUAUCUAAUUCCUAUACUGAUCAUAUUUUUCAUUUUUUUGCAAAAAAUAAAUUAUAUAUAACUUUAUUUACAACGAUUAUGUUAUGCGUCCAAUCAAUGAAAUCGAUGUGUGCAUAA